Molecule: messenger RNA, 1005 nt
Organism: Chanos chanos (milkfish)
Lineage: Eukaryota; Metazoa; Chordata; Actinopteri; Gonorynchiformes; Chanidae
Gene: mid1ip1l
Product: MID1 interacting protein 1, like
Exons: 2
Coding region: 193-681 (162 amino acids)
Biological process (GO): regulation of lipid biosynthetic process
Cellular component (GO): cytosol
Source: RefSeq, a predicted model, not a curated record
CCAGGCUGUUGAUUCGUAGAGCCUGCAUAGCACGAACAAGAUCAUACCUCGUCAUCUGCCAUCGGACAUCUGCAUUUUGUCCUACAAUCAUCCGUUAAAGUUUGGUCCAGUCCACCUUACAUCUGUCCGUGCACGCAACCUUACAUUGACCCGCUAUCCUCCAAGACCACAAAAUCUACCCCAGGCCUAAACAUGAUGCAGAUCAGUAACGACGCCUACUGCAACAAGCACUCCCUGCUCAAUGUGAUGAACCGUUUCAUCGCGGCAGCCAACAACAUGGAUGAGACCAUUAUGGUGCCCAGUUUGCUGCGGGAUGUACCUUUAGAGGAGCAAGAGAACCAAGGUGCCAAGAUUAGUCAAAACAACAACGAGCCUACUUUCCCCAGCAAGCAGAGGGAUAUGUAUGAGCAUUACCUUUUGCUGAAGUCCCUUAAGAAUGAUAUGGAAUGGGGCCUUCUGAAGAGAGAAAUGAGUGGUGGAGCCAGUUUCCUUGAGAUGGCAGUCAAGCAUGAGGAGCAGCAGAUAACUGGGGUACCACCAGAGGAUGGCACAGACUUGGAGAGCCAGUUUCAUUACCACUUGCGUGGACUGUUUGGGGUCCUGUCUAAACUCACAGUCCAAGCAGACCACCUCACUAAUCGUUACAAGAGAGAAAUUGGUGGGGGAAGCCUGACAAGAUAGGAACAGGACAAAUCUUUAACAUGGACUACUGUAGAGGUGUUUUCAGUUAGGCGGUCAUGGGAUAUUGGUGAACUGUUGUGAAGGUUCUAGAGUGUUCUCUGGCAUCCAAUGGGAUGAGCCACUUGCCUGAACGGAGCAACAACCCUGUGAUCUGUAUUUUGUUUCUCUCUUGUCAGGGCAGUGACUACUCCAGCCCUUCUGUGUUCUUUCCACAUUCUGCCCACUUGACUAAUGAAAACUGUAGAUGGGUUUCAUUACCACUGGCAUAUGUAGCGUAAUGUGUAAUGGCUAUUCUGGUUUCAAAUAAAGGGCUGUACGUUUCAA